CUAUAAUCAAAAACACAUUGUUUUUCUGUACCUUAAGAAUUAUUCAAUGGAAAUACUUUUUAAUGCUGUAGGUGGCUUUGUUGUUGAGGUGGGGAAGUUUGUAUCCAAAUGCAUCUAUCCUAAGAUUGAAAAUAUCAUCCGUUUCUCGACAAAAAUUGAAGAUCUGAGGAAGGAAAUGGAGAACCUAGCAAAGUUUAGAGACGAUAUCAAAGAGAAGUUGGAAGGAGCCGAGCGUGAAGGCUAUAAGACAAAACCACAUGUUGUUAAGUGGAUCGAAGAUGUUCAGAAGCUCGAGAAUGAAUGGGAAGCUAUGCAAGAAAGCAUUGCAGCGGCUAAGACGCUAGUGUAUAAAUUCUGUCCAAAAUGCAGACUUCGCUCAGAAGUCUCCACUCAAGCAAAGAACAUCCGGGAUCAAUUCUGCAAGCUUAAAGAGGUCGGAGAAAACUUUGGAUCCAAUUUGGUUGUAGAAAAUUACCGAGUGAAAAAAGUUGAGCACAUCCCGGAACCAUCAAUAGAAGGCCAGUUAACAGCAACAAGGAAUCUCAACAAACUCCUACGACUAUUGGAAGAUGAUGAGGUAUUCAUCAUAGGUGUGUGGGGAGCAGGAGGAGUUGGGAAAAUAACAUUGGUGACUAAUCUAAACAAUGAGCUCCUAAAGACCGGUGUGUUAAGUCGUAAACUGUCUUUUGGUGUUGUGAUAUGGGUCACCGUGCCCAAACCGCCAAUAGACAUAAGGAAGGUUCAAGCACAAAUUGCCAGUAGAUUAAACAUAAAGAUAGAUAGCGAAGGAAGUGAUCGAAGCUUUUCCAGCAAAAUUUGUGAAAGGCUCAAGGAAGAAAAAAGUUUCCUUCUCAUACUAGAUGAUGUUUGGGAACCUAUAAAUUUGGAUGACGUAGGUGGGCCCCAACUAGCCGCGAGAAGCAAGGUAAUUAUAACUUCUCGUUUUUUGAGUGUUUGUAACCAAAUGAAAACUGAUGUUGAAAUGAAGGUUUACACAUUGGAUGAGGAUGAAUCUUGGCAACUGUUUGCCAAAAAUGUGGGAAAUAUUGUCAAUCAGGAGCAAAUCCAUCCAUUGGAAAAGGAAAUUGCAAGAGAGUGUGACGGUUUACCCUUAGCAAUCAUUGAUGGAUCAUCCAUGAGAGGGAAGACGAGGGUCGAGCUCUGGGAAGAUGCUUUGAAAUCACUUACAAUGUCGGAACCUCAUAGCAAAGUUGUAGAAGAUAAGGUUUACAAGGUCAUCAAGUGGAGUUUUGAUUCUUUAGAAUCUCAGGAUAUUGAAUUAUCCUCAGAGCAAAGAAGCAAAUAUGUGAACAAAAAGAGAGGUGACAUUCAAAGUUGUUUCUUAUAUUGCUCCUUAUAUCCGGCCGCUAUUCCGAUAGAUGAUCUCAUACAUUGCUGGUGGGCAGAGGGAAUCCUCGGUGAACAUGACACAUAUGAAGAAGCCUACAACAGGGGAAUCACGUUGAUUGAGAGUCUAAAAGAUUUCUGCUUGCUAGAGGCCGAUAAGAUGGAGAUUGUGAGGGCGCAGGUUGUUGAUUGUGUUAAAAUGCAUGACGUGGUUCGUGAUAUUGCAAGAUGGAUAGCUAGUACCUUUGGGGAUGAACGCACUUCUGUUUUUCAAGCUGGAAUUGGGUUGACUGAGAUAUCACAUAUUAAAAUAUCAGCUUUUAUCAAGAGAAUAUCUUUCGUAAGCAACAAAAUUGAAUGUCUACCUGAUUGCUUGAUGAAAUGUCCAAAGACAACAUCUUUACAUUUGCAAGACAAUAAACCCCUUGCGAAAAUACCCCAGGAAUUCUUUUUGGCAUUUCCAGCUCUAAGAGUUCUGAAUCUGACUCGAACUGGUAUUAGAGAACUGCCUUCUUCCAUCAAUAGUUUAUGUCAACUACAUUCUCUAAUACUACAAUGUUGCUUUGAGUUGAAAGAGUCACCACCUGUUCCUAAUCUUCACAAUUUGCAAGUGCUCGAUUGUGAUGAAACAGUGUUGCGUUGUCUGCCGCAAGGAAUGGACAAUUUGACAAAUCUGAGGCUAUUAAAUAUGUCUGUUGCUAACAUGAAGACCAUCAGCAAAGGAUUUUUCUUUAAAUUCCCUAGCAUUGAAAUGUUAAAUAUGCCGUUUUUCUCUAUUGGAGCGACUUCUUUUGAUGAGAUAUCAUCUCUACAUACUCUGACUUAUCUUUCUAUUAAAGAGGAUAGCUCAUCAUUUUUCAAUACAAAUUACACCUGGUUGACUAGAUUGAGAGGAUUUCGCAUUAACGUUGGGGAAACAAGAAUUUUUGUACCAUACAACAAGUCAAAAAGGGUGAUAAAUGUCUACGAGUGUGAAAUUUACAGUAACGGAGAGCUCUCAGGCAUGUUGCAGUUUGCUUCAGAUUUGUACUUGGACGAUUGCAUGGGUCUCAGGAAGUUGAUUGCAUACAACACUUUUAAUGGAUUAAAAUCACUAAAAAUAUUGGGCUGUUCUUGUUCUUUCGGACAAGUGGAAGGAGGAAGUGGACAAUUUGACCCUUUGCCAAAUCUGGAAUAUCUCAAGCUCUGUUUUGUAUAUAAUUUAAAGAGUGUUUCAGAUUUCGGUCAACAUUUGGAUCUAAGAUUUUCUAAAUUACGCGAACUGGUUAUCUCUCAAUGUGAAAUUUUAACAUGUCUUUUCAACAAUGGUGGAUAUUGUUCUGUACCCAAGCACUUGGAAGAAAUUACAAUUAAUGUUUGCCUUCAGCUGGUAGAGUUGUAUGUGCAAUGCAUCUCAAGUGGUCAGGCGACACUUGUCAACUCAGAAAUUCCAAGAAUUCGAAAGUUAAAGUUGUAUCGCUUACCUGGACUAGUAACGUUGGGGGAGCCACAGAGUAUGUGGGAACACUUGGAGGAACUCAAGGUGAUCGCUUAUGACGGAUUAAGGAAGUUGUCUAUCUCUAUUCAAACCUCCAAAAACAUCAAAAUAAUUGAAGGAAAAUCAGAGUGGUGGAGUCAACUGGAAUGGGAUGAUGACAACUUCAAGUCAAAUUUAGAGCGUUGUUACAAAGAAACGUAAACCUGAUGACAGAAGGAUCAAAGUAAACUUGUUUCUGCUGCAUCUCAGGGGAUUAGAAAAGCAGAAGAAGGAACUUCCUGCACCAGGACAUAAAGUUUCGAGCUAAAAUUAAUCGGUGCAGUUUGCUGUGAUGUAUAUUCUUAAGUUUUUUCUGCCGAUAAUUGUUCCUUAUUUGUACUAUCCCUGCU
This is a messenger RNA of Capsicum annuum, 3213 nucleotides long. Its product is annotated as disease resistance protein At4g27190-like. Gene Ontology annotation, molecular function: ADP binding. The record is from RefSeq and is a predicted model, not a curated record. NCBI's taxonomy places the organism in Eukaryota, Viridiplantae, Streptophyta, Magnoliopsida, Solanales, Solanaceae.